Messenger RNA from Rotaria sordida, 1265 nucleotides. The record is from the annotation of a GenBank genome assembly. NCBI's taxonomy places the organism in Eukaryota, Metazoa, Rotifera, Eurotatoria, Philodinida, Philodinidae.
AUCAUCAUCAUCAUCACUUCAUCCUUCACUGUCACAUUCGAGCACAAUAUCAACAAAAUUCAAUCGAUUAUUAUCGCCAAAAACCUAUUUAGAAACAACUACAACAAUAUAUGCGCCUCCUACUAUUCUGCCAUUAUCAUCUCUUAGUACAUUACAAACAACUGAUCCAACCAUAACGUCAGAUAUCACUGAGAAAAGUUCCAUUAAUAUUUUCUCUGAUGAAUCGUCUUCCCCAAGUUAUACAUCAACCGUUUCAUCUCUAUUAUCUACAACAACAGAUGAUCAAUUCACAUCUAGAUCUUCAAGUAUAUUCUACGACGAAUCACUUACGUCUACAAUAUCUUUAGAAUCAAGUACGAUCGAUUAUACAGCGCUUUUAACAACUCUCAUUACCGGUACCAAUCUGGAUUCCACUACGAUAGUCCAAACAAAUGAAUAUUCAACUCUUCUAUUAGAAACUACGAAUAAUGAACAUGUCGAAAAAUACACUUCGAUUCAAUCUUCACCAGAAAUAGCAUCAACUAUUUUUCUUGAUGUAUAUAAUUUUGAAACUGAAUAUUCUACUCUCGUUGUAACUUAUCCAUCGACACGACCUACUCGACCGACUAGAAGAAGGACUAGUAAAUUAUCAACAACAACAACAACAACAACAACAUCAACCACUACUUCUACAAAAUCAAUACAUAAGCAUCGAACUCGUAGACGAAAAAUAACUCGUUGGAAAUCACAAACAUCAACUGUUACUACAGAUACCACUUCAGAUCGAAUAUCCACCAUAAACUAUAAAUUUUUAACUUCUUCUUCAUUCUCUCUCGAUCAUUCAAAUUUGACAUCUCUUCAACAACAACAAAUGAUUAUAAUCAAACCAUCAAAAACCACAAAUUUAUCAAAUACACUUUUAUCCAAUGAAUUAUUCAAUACAUUAUUCAACAGUACAACUAAUUCUUCCACCGAAAAAUUUAUUUAUUUUGAUUUACUUGAUCAUCCACCAUCAUCAUGGAAUCUUUCAUUGAAAACAAACGAAAGUAUUGUUCUUGAUAUAGCAUUACCAUCGUCGUCUUAUUCAUCAAAUCUUCAUCCAACAACAACAACAAAUUUAACAAUUACAAAUAUAGAAGCAAAUCGUUUAUCAACAAAUAUUAUUGGUUCACCAAUUAAUUUACAACUUGAUAGAAUUCAAGCAAAAAAAUUUUCAUUAGCAAUGGAUCAAACAAAUAGUCAAACAAAUCAAUCAUUAUCUGAUGUAGUUAUUGGUUAUAUAAAGA